UUUACAGUAGAAAUGACCAGCAGUUAUUCAUCAACUCAAGACGUUGUCCAGGACUACCAGGAUGGAGAAUAUCAGGACUACGCCACAAAGCUUGAAGGCUUUGAGAACUGGAUUGAUAAAGCUAAACCCAAGAAAUUGAAACUUAAGAGUAUAAAUGGGGUUAAAUAAAAUGAUUGAACGAUACAGACACAAAGGAAGAGAUCUCCGCCAACAAAUGGCAAACUGAGAUAUUUCAAAUGAAGAUGGAUACACAGCUCAAGAAAUGACUACUACUGAUGUUCUAAAUCAGAUAAGGAAAUAAAGUUCAUACUUUACCAGAACUAGGAAGACAAAAAGUUAGUAGAAAGAGCAUUUAUAACAGCUUGGAAACGCUAAUGAGUAAGAGGUCGGCUAAGACAAAAGCCAAAGUAAAGUAUAUCAUUUCAGAGAAAAAUACACCUAUAAAAGAUGAUCCAUUCGAUAUGGGAUAUGGAUCAUGUAAAAAUAGAAUUUUCAUGUCUCAGAAAUAAGCCAAGUCUUUCAAACUCCUAUAACCGUAACAAGAGCUAUUCCUUUGGUAGAGCUAGACUUAAAUCCCUCUUCGAUUUGGGCUUAGAAGAGUAUGAAAACAACUACAAGCACAAGUUAACAGAUUUCUCAAGUUUCAAUACUGAAGAUCUAGCAAAUUAUCAUUUCUCUAAACAAAUUGGUCGUAACUCAAUGUUUAUUAAGCAGAAGAGACCUAGGGAUGAUAUUCCUGUGAUCUCUGAUGAUCCUACCUUCACUUGCAUUCACCAGAUCCAGGACACAAAAGGCCAGACCUCUGAGAUCCACAGAAGUGUUAAGAAACUCCAUAAGCUCAUGAAUGCUCUAUCUUACCACAGGAUCAAAAAGGCCAAGAGCUAGGAACAAAUCAUGCUUAAUGACUUCUCUU
Molecule: messenger RNA, 913 nt
Organism: Moneuplotes crassus
Lineage: Eukaryota; Ciliophora; Spirotrichea; Euplotida; Euplotidae
Source: the annotation of a GenBank genome assembly